UCCCAUGCCAAUUCAGGCGACCGUUCCAUUACACUCCGCAUUAAAAACCCAGCAAAAACCCAACCCGCUCUCUCUGUGACCAUGACUGUCGCCACCGUAGCCACCACCCACACCAGGAAGCUGGUGAAGCUCAGCCGCUCUCUCUUCCGAUGGGGAUUCAACUCCUCCAAAUGCAAAAUGCAAGCGAAGAUGGCGGUGGCUAGAAUAAAGCUGCUGAGGAACAAGAGGCAGGUGGUGGUGAAGCAGAUGAGGCGUGACAUCGCCUUGCUCCUACAAUCUGGUCAAGAUGCCACUGCUCGAAUCCGGGUUGAACAUGUGAUCAGAGAACAGAACGUUUUGGCUGCCAAUGAGUUCAUUGAGCUCUUCUGUGAAUUAGUGGUCUCUAGGCUUUCUAUCAUCGCAAAGCAAAGGGAGUGUCCGCCUGAUCUCAAAGAAGGGAUUGCAAGUUUAAUCUUUGCCUCCCCCAGGUGUUCUGAGAUUCCUGAACUGAUCGCACUAAGGAAUAUUUUUGAGAAAAAGUAUGGUAAAGAUUUUGUAUCUGCGGCUGUUGAUGUACGUCCCAGCUGUGGUGUGAAUCGCAUGCUGAUUGACAAGCUCUCUGUUAGAACCCCUACGGGCGAAGUAAAGUUGAAACUCCUGAAGGAGAUAGCCAAGGAAUACCAGGUUGAAUGGGAUACAUCAGAAUCUGAACAGGAGCUUCUCAAGCCUCCAGAAGAGCUUAUACAAGGACCACGCAAUUUUGUUAGUGCUACCAGCAUGCCUGUGCAGAGUGUGCCGCCUCAAUCUGUUGAGACUAAUAAGCCAGACACUAGUUCUUCACGCAGGACAAGUGGUGGUGUAGAACGAAGAACAAGUGGUGGUGGAGAACAAAGAACAAGUGGUGGUGGAGAACGCAGAACAAGUAGUGGUGGUGAAAGAGGACAUAUGCAAUUUGUAGACUCAGCAUCAGCUGCUGAAGCAGCUGCAAAAUCCGCCAGUGAGGCAAUGGCUGCUGCACAAGUUGCUGCAUAUUUGGCCAACAAAGACUCCAAUCAAGCAGCUCAAUCAUCUUCGAGCGUCAAUACUGGAUUCGGAACCCCUUCAGGAAAUUCCACUGGCCGCUUUAUGCCAGAUUCUCCAUUAUUCGGGUCUCAGAAUAUGGUCAAUAAUGGAUUUGGAACCCCUUCUGGCAAUUCCACUGGCUUCUUUACGCCAGAUUCUCCAUCAGUUGGCUCUCAGAAUAGCGAUCACCAAUCUAAAGCUCCUGGAGUUGAUAGGUCUCACUCUUCAAGAGAUGAGGAGGCGAUGCAUAGCCAUGGAAAUGAGAAGCAAUUCAUCUACAGGAGGUACAGCUACAAUAAUGCCCCAUCAGUACAUUCAGAUAUUAAGUUUGAUGAAUCGGACUGUGAUGAAGAAGUUGAAAUGGAGUCACCUCCCCGCGGCUUUCAUCAAGCACCUGAGCGUCCUCCACCACAAGUACCUUCAGCUGCAAGGCAGGACUCAGUUCCUCGAGUUCAUCCAAAGUUACCAGAUUAUGACGCACUUGCUGCUCGCUUUGACGCCCUCAAGUAUCGGAAGUCAUCCUAGUGCUUGAAUCAGAUUGCUUCUGCAUUAUUUUUGGGUUGCUUGUAUAAUUCGUAUACAAUACGUCCUUCAAAUCGAAAACGUAUCGUCUAGAUUGCUUCUGCACCAGUUUAGGCUUUGCUUGUAUAAUCGAUACAUCUGGUGGAUGCUUGUCAUUCCAUCAUUUUAAUACUAAAUAAAGCACAUGGCAGAAAUUUUGUA
Molecule: messenger RNA, 1764 nt
Organism: Malus domestica (apple)
Lineage: Eukaryota; Viridiplantae; Streptophyta; Magnoliopsida; Rosales; Rosaceae
Biological process (GO): protein transport
Source: RefSeq, a predicted model, not a curated record